Messenger RNA from Chondrus crispus (carragheen), 1671 nucleotides. RefSeq lists its product as hypothetical. The record is from RefSeq and is a predicted model, not a curated record. The transcript has a single exon. Gene Ontology annotation, cellular component: acetylcholine-gated channel complex. NCBI's taxonomy places the organism in Eukaryota, Rhodophyta, Florideophyceae, Gigartinales, Gigartinaceae. Bases 1 to 1671 code for a protein of 556 amino acids.
AUGCGUCUCCCACAUCUCUUCCUCGCCUCCUUCCCCCUCGUCUUGGCCUACUCCCUUAACACAACGGCCCCAUCCCUCUCCCGCCGCCGCCGCGUCGCAGAUGAAGUCUCCCCGGACUACAUGCCUCCGCCGUGGCUCGACACCCGCUCCAUCUGUCACCCUGACCACUCCUCGGGCUCCGCCUCGUCUAACAUAUGCGACCCGUCCGGCCUUCUAUCCCACCGCCACACCACAUCGCUAGAAGACCUCCUCGCCCAAGUCCACGCGGGCCGCACUCCGUAUUCCCUCGUCUCCUGCGACCAGUCAUCUUCCCCGAACCCCGUCGGCUUCCGUCUCGCUCUCGCCCUAGUCCGUCGCAUGAGCUACGACGGACGCACCCUCUCCGACCGCGCCGACAACUUUGCGCACCGUCUUUUCGAUAGUUGGUCCCUCUCCGACAAUUGCGGCGCCUCCGUCCUGCUCUUCUUCUCCCUAGAAGAUAAGCGCCUCUUCAUCCGCACGGGCUCACUCGCUACCACGUAUUUCAAUGAACAUCAAAUUGAUAAAGUCUACGCCAAAAUGAUCCCGGAGCUCGAAAAGAACCGCGUCUACUCCGCCUUGCAAAUCGGCCUUACCGAAAUCGCACAGUACCUCUCCAUGUACAACGGUGUCAGGGCGGGCGCCGUCGACACUGCUCCGCCCCGCCAGGGGGCCGCAGCCCCGCUGUUUUUUCGCUCGGGGCCGUCGUGGUGGGACCUCGAGCUCUCUAUCGUGUUCCUCGUCUUCGCCUUCAUGGCUGUCCUCGCCUGUUGCAACGGCUUUGGCGGUCGCGAAGCGACGCGCCGCAACAGGGAGCGACGACACGUCCUGCGCAAGCUCAACGUCAUACGCCAUGAGUACGUGGCCGCCAUGCUGCCCCAGUACGUCCCGACCACGUGCCCGUUCUGUCAUGACAACCUCGCACCGGCCUGGGAGCCUACCGUUCCAACGCUCCCGGAUGCGGAGCCGCUGGAGAGUGAAGCGCCGCCCGCGCGGCCCGUGCGUAAGCUCCGCUGCGGGCAUGCAUUCCAUGAGAGCUGCUUUGAUGACGAACAUCCCACCCCAUCAGGCACCAUCCCAGACUGUCCGGUAUGCAAAGAUCGCGGCGGUGGCGUAUCUACCCCGCCGAAUCUCAAUGAAACGCGCGGGCAGGACUAUACUUUUCGCAUACGGAGCCUCGCCGAUGCGUACCCGCACAUUUUAACGGAGCAGGUCGUGGAGAAGCUCAACACCGAAACGCCCAACUUGUGGCCGGAAUCAAUGACGGAGGCGUAUUUACGGGCGGAGAGAAGAGAUACGCGCGCCAGGGAUGUGGAGUUCGGGUCGGACAGAGGCGGGGGUGGUGGUGGGUGGUUUGGCGGAUUCGGGGGCCUACUGGCGGCCGGCGGAUUGGGGGCACUAAUCGGGAGUAUGUUCAGCGGAGGUGGUGCUGGUCGACAGGGUUACUACGCAGACAUCCCUUCUGGGGGGUCGGGCAAUCCGGGUGGGCAAUGGUUUGGUGGUAGUAGCGGUAACUCUGGUGGCACGGGCUUCGGCACAGGUUGGGGCGGAUGGAGCGGUGGAGGAGAUGGAGAUGGAGGUGGAGGCGGAGGUGGAGGCGGAGGUGGAGAUUAUGGUGGAGGUGAUGGUGGUGGACACGGCACUGGGUGGUAG